AGCAAAAAUUCGUGCCCCGCACGCCCUGGUGAUGACUUUCCUGUUCAAGAGUGGAAGUUUAAUAGAGAAAUUGAAAUCGAUUGCUCAGGCCACGUACACUCACUCCCGGAACCUGGCGUGUUUUGUGUUCACCUACAAGGGGCUGAUGGCGCUGCAGUCUCGGCUACAGGGGAAAAAAAUCCCGUUUCAUUCUUUCUUUGCAGCCUUCAUUGGAGGCUGGCUGGUGUUCGGUGAGAACAAUCCCAUCAACAGCCAGAUCAUUAUGUACCUGCUGUCUCGUAUCCUGUUCGGCUUGUCUCGCCUGGCAGUGGAAAAGGGCUACAUCCCACAGCCAAAGCAGGAUCCCUUUCCACUUGUGGCUGCUCUGAUAUGGGGGACAGUUCUCUGGCUCUUUGAAUACCACCGGCAAACUCUGCAGCCUUCUCUGCAGUCCUCCAUGACCUACCUGUAUGAUGACAGUAACACAUGGCAUGACAUUUCUGAUUUCCUCAUUUAUAACAAAAGGACAGACAGCAAGUAGGUGGUUUGUUGUAAAACACCUUUGAAUGGGAUGGUCCCUUUCAGCAGCUGAGGGAAAAGGUUAAUUCUGUUGCUCUUGAUUUUUUUAAUUAACAUCUAUGAAGCACACUUGCUUCUUUUGUCCUGGCCAAAAUAUUCUGAUUCAUCCUCUAUUGGCUCUGUUUAGAGAAAGUAAAUACCCCACAGAACUUGUUGUAGUCCUUAGUGAGAGUAAAAUGCCUUGGGAAUAUUCC
Messenger RNA from Antrostomus carolinensis (chuck-will's-widow), 752 nucleotides. RefSeq names its product peroxisomal membrane protein 4 (gene PXMP4). The record is from RefSeq and is a predicted model, not a curated record. NCBI's taxonomy places the organism in Eukaryota, Metazoa, Chordata, Aves, Caprimulgiformes, Caprimulgidae. The transcript has 3 exons. Bases 32 to 520 code for a protein of 162 amino acids. Gene Ontology annotation, cellular component: peroxisomal membrane.